This is a messenger RNA of Saccharomycodes ludwigii, 1812 nucleotides long. It is a transcript of the gene CQD2, whose product is annotated as Cqd2p. Lineage: Eukaryota; Fungi; Ascomycota; Saccharomycetes; Saccharomycodales; Saccharomycodaceae. Gene Ontology annotation, cellular component: mitochondrial inner membrane. The record is from RefSeq and is a predicted model, not a curated record. Gene Ontology annotation, biological process: mitochondrion organization; lipid homeostasis. The transcript has a single exon. Bases 1 to 1812 code for a protein of 603 amino acids.
AUGAACAAAACAUGUUAUAAUUACCGCUGUUUAUCAUCGCUACAAAUACCAAUAAGAUUAUACAAUGUCAAGACCAUCAAAUCCCACAAUAAUAACGCAGGUUUGGUAAAGAGAGAAAUCCAUAACAAUAAAAGACUAUUGUCCAAAAAUUAUUCAAAGUUGCAAAAAAACACAUUUUCAAACGAACCGUUUUUAUCACUGACCUCCCUUAAAGAUGAUAGAAAGUUAAAGUUUCUCUCAUUCAAAAAUUUGUUUAUUUUUAUUUGUGUUUUAAGUUUUGCCAUGUACAAUAUCAAUGAUACAUUCCAUGAUUUAUUAAGACAUAUAUUUCUCACUUUGAGAAGGAUAGGUGUGGUAACACAAGCUACAGCGCGUUGUCUUUACAACUACAAGAAAACGUUAGAUAAAACAUAUCCUAAUGAAGAAACAAAAUACAAAGAGUUGAGUAAAUGUCACCAAAAAUGCGCAGAAAUCACAUUGCAAGCUUUAGAAUCCAACGGUGGUAUUUAUAUUAAAUUGGGACAGCACAUUGGUGCUAUGACUUAUCUAUUACCAUUUGAAUGGACAAACACGAUGAUUCCAUUGCAGGAUAAAUGCCCUAAGAGUAAUAUUGAUCAGAUCAAUGAUAUGUUUGAGCAAGAUUUGAAAUUAGGCUUAAAGGAUGUUUUUUCGGAAUUCAAUCCCGAACCAAUUGGCGUGGCUUCUUUAGCACAGGUUCAUAUUGGUGUAUUAAGAGAAAACAACGAAAAAGUUGCUGUUAAAUGCCAACACCCAUCUCUAAAAGAGUUUGUUCCGCUAGAUGUUAUGUUGACGCAAAGUGUCUUUCAACUGUUAGAUUUUGUCUUUCCAGAGUACCCAUUGACCUGGCUAGGUGAUGAAUUGCAAGAUUCUAUAUUCGUUGAAUUAGAUUUUACUAAAGAAGCUCAAAAUGCUAUAAAAACCCAAGAAUACUUUAAAAAUUUUGUUAAACAAACAGCUUUAAGAAUUCCUAGUGUUUUUAAAGCGCAUAAAAGAAUAUUGGUUAUGGAGUAUAUAGGGACCCAUAGGUUGGAUGAUCUAAAGUAUUUAGACGAACACAAUAUUUCAAGGGCAGAGGUUUCAUCUUGUUUGUCUCACAUUUUUAACAAUAUGAUUUUCACGCCAAACGUCGGUAUUCAUUGUGACCCCCAUGGCGGUAAUUUGGGUAUUAGAGCAAUCAAUGAUAUCCAAUCAUACCACAAUUUUGAAAUUAUUUUGUAUGACCACGGUUUGUAUAGAUACCCGACAACUCAAUUAAGAAGGGACUAUGCCAAAUUCUGGUUAGCUUUGUUGGAUCAAGAUCAACAAAAAAUGAAGCUCUAUGCCAAAAAAUUUGCCAAUGUUAAUGACGAGCAAUUCCCGCUUUUUGCCGCCGCUAUAACGGGUCGCAGUAUUGACACUGCCUUACAUUAUGAUAUUACCAAACCCAGGUCUCAACAAGAAAUUGAUGUAAUGAAAAGUAAAAUUGUUGAGGGAAGUUUUUUAGUUGAUUUGAUGAGCAUACUAUCUAGCAUUCCAAGAAUUGUUUUGUUGAUCUUGAAAACCAACGAUCUAACUAGACAUUUAGACGAAUGUCUACAGAAUCCGUUGGGGCCAGAAAGAACAUUCUUGAUUAUGACACAAUAUUGUGCUAAGACAGUUUAUGGGGAGGCCAAAGAAAUUAUAAGUAAGCACUAUAAAAAAUGGUCUCUGACUUGGAUGUGGCAAGAAUUUAAAGCAUGGUUUCAAUACGAAAGAAGAAUAAAACAAUUAAAUUUGUAUGAUUUUUCACUUUGGUUGAAAACUUUGUUAUAA